Lontra canadensis (Northern American river otter) is the source of this 7018-nucleotide messenger RNA. It is a transcript of the gene TULP4, whose product is annotated as TUB like protein 4. The coding region runs from base 2055 to 6701 and encodes 1548 amino acids. The record is from RefSeq and is a predicted model, not a curated record. The transcript has 15 exons. Gene Ontology annotation, molecular function: protein binding. Lineage: Eukaryota; Metazoa; Chordata; Mammalia; Carnivora; Mustelidae.
GUAUGUCUACUGUUGACAGAUUUCCUCAAUUUUGUUUGCCUGAGAAAGUCUUCGUCUUUCAUUUUUGGCGGAUUCGUGAGGCUCCAGGGCCUUCAAGCUGUGAUUACUCAGAUGGUUCCUGAAAUGACUGGGAAGGCGGACGCUUUGGUGCCCAUCGAAGAGCAUAUGUCUAUGUAUAUCUAAGACUUUCUUUGUACACACACACAUUUACACCAGAAGACAGGCUCAUUCUUGUGCACACUUGAAGAGUUUUACAACUGAUGAAAAUUAAUUUAAGAAUCAGAUGGAUCAACUUGACACUACUGGGCUCAGGAGCCCGGGGAGAAAAAUAUGUUACUGAUGGUCAGUUUUCCACAUGGUCUUCACGGGUAAAGAAAGUUUGCAAAAAGAAGAAAAAAAAACCUUCACGGUUCAAGCCUCAAAAAUACCUCUGCAGCUUAAAGAAGGAACUAAGUGAGAAGGUGGCUGGGGGAGAAGUGUGGUGUCCAGUGGCGCAGGCAGAGUCAUGCAGUGGGCUUUGCACUUUACUUUCCAGUGUUUUUGGUAAUUUGGACCUACUUCAAAACUCUGCACUGAGAAGUAAUUCUGGCUGUGUGUGACUUCAGGAAAGCAAGGUCAGGUAUGAUGGGACAAAUCUGAACGAUGAACUGGUUCCUUUGCCUUUUUCAGUUAACUGUGUUCUCGAAGUUUUAAUUUAUUAUUUUCCUUUUCCUUUCCCGUAUCUAUAGGAUAAUAUUUUAAAGUAGCAAUUGAAACCAGUAUUUACAAAGUAAGUAUCAAGGAACAUCCAAGCAAAGCUUCUUUUCCUCGGACUGCACCCGUGGCGUUUGCACGCAUCUCUGAACGUGAGCCGGAGAGCGCCCGUCAGCGGGACAGGCUGACUCUCUAGGGAGCGAGUGCGGGAGACCCUGACUCUUGUCUGCGCUUUCUCUGAAGGGCUUCUCUUCCCUGUCGAGUCCGGGAAGCCCUGCAGAUAGGAGGAAGAGUACUUGAUGGACUUCAUUCUGAGAUGAGUCUUUUCCUUCAAGAUGGAGAAAUAGGGGAUCUUUAGGAGCAGAAAGGGGAGAAGCCAGUAGGGGAGGGAGGAAGGAGACGGGGUAAAGAGACAGAAUCCUGUAGUGACGCUCGGUUUUGUCAACCAGAGGAUUUAGGAUUCACCCAAAGCAAACACUCGUACCACUUCAAGAGCUUUAGAACCUCUGGCUCCGAGUGAAGCGGUUUUCUCUCUCCACCUCUAUGGCACCGAGGAGUGCACCGGUCUGUGGCGGGCCGGUCAGAUGGAGCCCAGCUCUCCGCCAGGACACAGCAACCUGCCUUCCGGGAAGCCAGGCUGGGCCCUGAGGGGGGAAGUUUCUGGUUUAGAACAGUGGGGAGAGUCUUUUUUCCUUCCUGAACUUGGACUGCUGUCUGCACAAACUCUGGUCUGUUUUGCACGGUGUGUGUGUGCCUUUUUUUCCCUUUAUGCAAUCUUUUUCAGCUUCAGCAACAGAAAUUGGUCUAGUUGAGAGAACGUGCCAGAGGGUGGCUUUGGAAGGAAGAUGAUCCCAUGUGUUCUGUCUCUGCAUCUGAACUUUUGAAGAGAAAAUUCCAGCUCGAGGGAUUCUUUAAAGCCUUAAGUUACUUGAAAUCUAUGUAUUUGCAACCCUUUGUCUCUGGAAUCAUAUUACACUAAACUGGAAUCUCAGGCUGAAUGAGAAUAACCAAGUUGAGUGAAAAGAAGAAAACCCCGUUUCUUGAUCAGCAGUGGUAAUGACGCUCUUCCUCUAAGGACUUGAAAAUAAAAAUGGACACGUGUUGUUUUUAAGCAUUACCUUUUCCUAACAGACUGCCAUCAUCUUUUCUAGAGGAAUUUUUUCACUAUGCAUUGGGGUGGAUCUUUAUAAAAUAUUGACCUUGUGAUUAGAUCCAGGUCAGUCUUCAUUAAAAGGGGUCGGGGAAAGCAACGCAAGCCAACCACAAAAUCACAUCAGUCACUUGAUCCAUGAAAAGAAUUAGUUUGAGUUUUUCGGCAUUCAGCAUUACUUUCUAAAUAAAACGGUUCACUGAGAAAAAGUAUGUAUGCAGCAGUGGAACAUGGGCCUGUCCUUUGCAGUGACUCCAACAUCCUCUGCCUGUCCUGGAAGGGGCGUGUUCCCAAGAGUGAGAAGGAGAAGCCGGUGUGCCGGAGGCGCUACUAUGAGGAGGGCUGGCUGGCCACGGGCAACGGCCGCGGCGUCGUCGGGGUGACCUUCACCUCGAGCCACUGCCGCCGGGACAGAAACACGCCGCAGAGAAUAAACUUCAACCUGCGGGGCCACAACAGCGAGGUUGUGCUGGUGAGAUGGAAUGAGCCAUACCAGAAGCUGGCCACGUGUGACGCAGAUGGAGGGAUAUUUGUGUGGAUUCAGUAUGAAGGGAGGUGGUCUGUGGAAUUGGUCAACGAUCGAGGGGCUCAGGUGAGUGAUUUCACGUGGAGCCAUGAUGGGACUCAAGCACUCAUUUCAUAUCGAGACGGGUUUGUCCUGGUUGGUUCUGUCAGUGGACAAAGACACUGGUCAUCCGAGAUCAACUUGGAAAGUCAAAUCACAUGUGGCAUAUGGACUCCUGAUGACCAACAGGUGCUGUUCGGCACGGCUGACGGGCAGGUGAUCGUCAUGGACUGCCACGGCAGGAUGCUGGCCCACGUCCUCCUGCACGAGUCCGACGGCAUCCUCAGCAUGUCCUGGAACUACCCCGCCUUCCUGGUGGAGGACAGCAGCGAGAGCGACACCGACUCGGACGACUACUCCCCGCCCCAAGAUGGACCAGCAGCGUAUCCCAUCCCGGUGCAGAACAUCAAGCCACUGCUCACCGUCAGCUUCACCUCGGGGGACAUCAGCUUAAUGAACAACUACGAUGACUUGUCUCCUACUGUCAUCCGCUCAGGGCUGAAAGAGGUGGUGGCCCAGUGGUGCACCCAGGGAGACCUCCUGGCCGUCGCUGGGAUGGAACGGCAGACCCAGCUUGGUGAGCUCCCCAACGGCCCUCUUCUGAAGAGUGCCAUGGUCAAGUUCUACAAUGUCCGCGGGGAGCACAUCUUCACUCUGGACACGCUUGUGCAACGCCCCAUCGUCUCCAUCUGCUGGGGACACCGGGACUCGCGGCUGCUGAUGGCUUCGGGGCCGGCCCUGUACGUGGUGCGUGUGGAGCACCGCGUGUCCAGCCUGCAGCUGCUGUGCCAGGAGGCCAUCGCCAGCGCCCUGCGGGAAGACAAGGACGUCAGCAAGCUCACCCUGCCCCCUCGCCUCUGCUCCUACCUCUCCACCGCCUUCACCCCCACCAUCAAGCCCCCAAUUCCAGAUCCCAACAACAUGCGAGACUUCGUCAGCUACCCCUCCGCCGGCAACGAGCGCCUGCACUGCACCAUGAAGCGCACGGAGGACGACCCAGAGGUGGGCGGUCCGUGCUACACCCUCUACCUGGAGUAUCUGGGCGGGCUCGUGCCCAUCCUCAAGGGGCGGCGCGUCAGUAAACUGCGGCCGGAGUUCGUCAUCAUGGAUCCCCGGACGGAUGGCAAAUCAGAUGAAAUCUAUGGAAACGGCCUGAUCUCCGCCAUGCUGGACAGCUGCAACUGCUCGGACUCCAGCGAUGUGGAACUGAGUGACGACUGGGCUGCCAAGAAAUCCCCCAAAAUCUCCCGAGCUAGCAAGUCACCCAAACUCCCAAGGAUCAACAUUGAGGCCCGGAAGUCUCCCAAGCUGUCCCGAGCUGCUCAGGAGAUGUCCAGGUCUCCCCGGUUGCCGAUGCGCAAGCCCUCCAUUGGCUCGCCCAGCCUGACACGAAGAGAGUUUCCCUUUGAAGACAUCACUCAGCACAACUAUCUUGCUCAGGUCACGUCUAAUAUCUGGGGAACCAAGUUUAAGAUUGUGGGCUUGGCUGCUUUCCUGCCAACCAACCUCGGUGCAGUAAUCUAUAAAACCAGCCUCCUGCAUCUCCAGCCGCGGCAGAUGACCAUCUAUCUCCCAGAGGUUCGGAAGAUUUCUAUGGACUAUGUUAAUUUGCCUGUCUUCAACCCGAAUGUUUUCAGUGAGGAUGAAGAUGAUUUACCAGUGACAGGAGCAUCUGGUGUGCCUGAGAACAACCCCCCGUGCACGGUGAACAUCCCCAUUGCGCCCAUUCACAGCUCGGCACAGGCGAUGUCCCCUACUCAGAGCAUAGGCUUGGUGCAGUCCCUGCUGGCCAAUCAGAAUGUGCAGCUGGACGUCCUGACCAAUCAGACCACGGCAGUGGGGACAUCUGAGCACGGAAGUGACAGUGCCACCCAGUACCCCGUCUCCAACCGCUACUCCAGCCCCGGACAGGUGAUCUUCGGAGGUGUGGAGAUGGGCCGCAUCGUCCCCAGCCCUGCUCAGCUGUCCCUGCCGCCGCCCACCCAGGGAGCCAUCCAGCUGUCGGUGGACCAUGGAGACCGAGAUCAUGACCACCUACAGAAGUCCGCCAAGGCCCUGCGGCCAGUGGCGCAGCUGGCCGCGGAAGGGGACGCAGUGGUGUUCAGUGCCCCACAGGAGGUCCAGGUGGCGAAGAUGAACCCACCACCCCCCUACCCCGGAACCAUCCCCGCAGCCCCCACUACCGCAGCACCGCCGCCCCCGCUGCCGCCCCCGCAACCUCCGGUGGAUACGUGCCUGAAGAAGGGCGACUUCUCCCUGUACCCCACAGCGGCCCAUUACCAGACGCCCCUGGGCUACGAGAGGAUCACCACCUUCGACAGCAGCGGCAACGUGGAGGAGGUGUGCCGGCCGCGAACGCGGAUGCUCUGCUCCCAGAACACCUACACCCUCCCAGGCCCGGGCAGCUCGGCCACCCUGAGGCUCACCGCCACGGAGAAGAAGGUCCCCCAGCCCUGCACCAGUGCGACCCUGAACCGCCUGACGGUCCCCCGCUACUCCAUCCCAACCGGAGACCCACCCCCAUACCCCGAAAUCGCCGGCCCGCUGGUGCCCGGCCGGGGCGCUGCCCAGAGGCCCGACAGUCUCAUCCACGCCACGCUGCGCAGGAACAACCGCGAGGUGGCGCUCAAGGCGGCGCAGCCGGCCGAGCCCCCGAGGGCCCCACCGCAGCACCCGCCCAAGCCCAAGGGCGCCGUGCAGUUCCCAUCGCGGCCCCCGCCGGCCCUGUAUACCUGCAGCCAGUGCAGCGGCGGGGGUGCUGCUGGGCGGCCCGAGCCGGGCGCCGGGGGUGCAGGGGGCGCACAGCCGGGAUCAGGCCUGGCGCACGCUGCCAGCACCUCCCCGCUGACCUCCCAGUCGUCCUACAGCCUCCUGAGCCCGCCAGAUGGGGCCCGCGACCGCGCCGACUAUGUUAACUCGGCCUUCACUGAGGACGAGGCGCUGGCCCAGCACUGUCAGGUGGAGAAGCCCCUGAGGCACCCCGCGCUGCCCGAAGCUGCUGUGGCCGGAAAACGGCCACCACCUUACCAGUGGGACCCUGUGCUGGGGGAGGACAUUUGGGUUCCUCAGGAAAGGACAGCACAGACUGCAGUGCCCAAUCCCCUGAAACUGCCCCCCCUUAUUGUAGGUCAGAGCCAGCACCUGGAUGUGUCCCGCGUGCCCUUUGUCUCCCCCAAGUCUCCCGCCAGUCCUACUGCCACUUUCCACACAGGCUACGGGAUGGGAAUGCCGUAUCCAGGAAGCUAUAACACACCCCCUUUGCCGGGAGUGCAGGCUCCCUGCUCCCCAAAAGAUGCCCUGUGCCCCACGCCGUUCGCACCACAGGAGUCGGCAGUGGUUCUGCAGCCCACCUACCCACCCAGCCUCUCCUACUGCGCCCUGCCCCCCAUGUAUCCGGGAAGCAGCACCUGCUCGAGUUUACAGCUGCCGCCUAUCGCCUUGCACCCCUGGAGUUCCUAUAGCCCUUGCCCGCCCGUGCAAAACCCCCAGGGCGCUCUGCCCCCCAAGGCACACCUGGUGAUAGAGAAGCCCCUCGUGUCGCCACCGCCCACUGACCUCCAAAGCCACUUGGGUACCGAGGUGAUGGUAGAGACCACAGACAACUUCCAAGAAGUCCUCUCCCUGACAGAAAGCCCGGUCCCCCAGCGGACAGAGAAAUUCGGGAAGAAGAACCGGAAGCGCCUGGACAGCCGAGCGGAGGAAGGAAACGUUCAGGCCAUCACGGAGGGCAAAGUGAAGAAGGAGGCGCGGACUCUGAGUGACUUUAAUUCCCUGAUCUCCAGCCCCCGCCUGGGGAGAGAGAAGAAGAAAGUGAAGAGUCAGAAAGACCAACUGAAGUCCAAGAAGUUGAACAAGACGAAUGAGUUCCAGGACAGCUCGGAGAGCGAGCCCGAGCUGUUCAUCAGCGGGGAUGAGCUGAUGAACCAGAGCCAGGGCAGCAAGAAGGGCUGGAAAAGCAAGCGGAGCCUGAGGACGGCCAGCGAGCUGGAGGAGUUCAAGUGCCGGAAAGCCAGCGAGAAGGAGGACGGGCGGCUGGGCAGCCAGGGCUUCGUGUAUGUCAUGGCCAACAAGCAGCCUCUGUGGAACGAAGCCACCCAGGUGUACCAGCUGGACUUCGGGGGACGGGUGACCCAGGAGUCGGCCAAGAACUUCCAGAUCGAGCUGGAGGGGCGGCAGGUGAUGCAGUUUGGAAGGAUUGACGGCAACGCAUACAUUCUGGACUUCCAGUACCCCUUCUCGGCUGUGCAGGCCUUUGCCGUGGCCCUGGCCAACGUGACUCAGCGCCUGAAGUGAGGACACUGGUGUGGGGCGGACGGAGAGGCCUCCUCGCGGCGCCACUCGCUCGAGAUGUCGCCGGGGGCCCCGGAGUCUGGGACCAGAAGACAAGAGCAAAACUGGAAGAAUCUGUCAGGCCCAGGAGAAGGGACUGACCUUUAAUUGUUGUCAUUUGUUUGGCCUUUUAUAAUCCUUUAUUGUUUCUCUUUCUUCUUUCUUUUCAAACAAAAAGAAUACGGGAAGAAUGGGAUUUGCAAGCAGAGGGUGUGAGGCACCUGGUGUUCCUUUAGGAAACACAGUUGCUGUGGGGAUGUCCUGCUGCGUCUGCUUCUGUC